This is a messenger RNA of Helianthus annuus (common sunflower), 2235 nucleotides long. RefSeq names its product polyadenylate-binding protein-interacting protein 3. Gene Ontology annotation, biological process: cytoplasmic stress granule assembly. Lineage: Eukaryota; Viridiplantae; Streptophyta; Magnoliopsida; Asterales; Asteraceae. Gene Ontology annotation, cellular component: cytoplasmic stress granule. Gene Ontology annotation, molecular function: RNA binding. The record is from RefSeq and is a predicted model, not a curated record. The coding region runs from base 234 to 1832 and encodes 532 amino acids. The transcript is spliced from 13 exons.
UAACCCAUCCGGCCAUCCCCCUAUUGCAAGAAACCCAAAAUUAAAACGUCAUUACUAUUGCUAUAUCGGGGUCUCAGAUUCCAUUGUUUGUUUAUUUUUUCAACCGAAUCUUGAUUAUAUACGCACCACCAUCUUCGCCUGCUGCUGCUGCUGUUGUUGUUCUUCCGAUCAUCCUCUUUUUCGCCGAUCUUUCCGUAUUCAAUUCAGCGUGUAUACUAAAUCUGGGGUUAAGGAUGAAUCCGCAACAAGCGGCACCGCUAAGGUCCUCUGCGAAUGGAUUCAAUCGCCGAAGAGUGGAUAGUAAAUAUCAGCCGGGACAGUCAAACUUUGACCAGUUGACCACAGGAUUACCGGCAGGAGACAAAGGGGAAGUCGAUAGCCCUUCACGAGAACGACUUGUUUAUUUAACAACGUGUCUAAUUGGACAUCAGGUGGAAGUCCAGGUCACAGAUGGAUCGGUGUACUCCGGAAUAUUUCAUGCCACAAAUGCAGAACAUGAUUUUGGAAUAAUCUUGAAGAUGGCCUGCAUGACAAAGGCUGGUUCUUUUCAAGAACAGAAAAGCAUAUCAGAUUCUGUGAACAAACCCCCUUCUAAAACAUUAAUCAUAUCAUCGAAAGACCUUGUGCAAAUUGUAGCAAAGAGUGUACCGGUAACAAGAGACGGGUUGGCUAAUGAAUUCCAUCAUGAAAAACAGCAAGACAUUAUGACAGAUUCUUCAAUUUCUCGUUCUCGACAUGUUGAGUUGGAAAGAGAGCUAGAACCGUGGGUCCCGGAUGAUGAUAAUCUAGAAUGUCCCGAGCUUGACAAUACAUUUGACCGUCAUUGGAAUAGGGGCUGGGAUCAAUUUGAAACAAAUGCAGCAUUAUUUGGAGUAACAAGUACAUUUAAUGAGGAACUUUAUACGACAAAACUUGAUAGAGGUCCUUUGAUGAAAGAGAGAGAAAAGGAGGCACUAAGAAUAGCUAGAGAAAUUGAGGGUGAGGAUACCGAAGAUCUUCAUUUAGCUGAGGAGAGGGGCAUUCACUUCCAGAGUGGCUUUGAUCUUGACGAGGAAACGAAAUAUUCAUCUGUUUUUCGUGGUGUUGAUGAUAGUGGGUAUGAUGAAAAUGAGGACAUUUGGGAUUCAGAAAAUAUUGAAACAUUUGGAAAUGUUUCUGAUUCUGCCAUGGACAACUCAUUGGCUGAUAGUGAGAACAGAAUUCAUGAUGCCAAGGAUGGUACUAGGAAGCACAUGUUGUUUGAGCAAAAUGAGGCUGCAAAAUCUGAGGAAAUUACGAAAGAAAGCUCUGAAAAGGGACUCUCCGCAGAUGCAACUGCAUAUGCACCAUCUAAUGCCCUAUGUCAGGGUGAAGAAACCAUAAGUUGUAGUGAAGUAUCAAAGGGUGAAAAACCUGUCAAGGUACAUGAGUCUAAUACACAGCCUGCAAGCAGUUCUGGAUUAUCACCUAGCUCAUCGAUGGGCUCUCUGAAUUCAGAAAAAUCAACCCUGAACCCUAAUGCCAAGGAAUUUAGACUGAACCCAAAUGCCAAGAGUUUUGUUCCAUUGCAGACUCCUUUAAGGCCUCCAUCUCCUGUGUCUGAUGGUUCAUUUUACUACCCAAAUGUAGCUCCAGUCUCUCAUAUGCCUGUUGGCAUUGGAAUGGGCACCUCAUUUGCCCCACACCAGCCUGCUAUGUAUGGUCCCCAGACGACAUCAUAUCAACCACAGCAGCCAUAUUUUCAGCCAAACGUGCCACCGUAUGGUCAGCAGAUGCUUCUUGGUCAGUCCCGGCAGAUGGUGUACAUGCCCACUUAUCCUCCGGAAAUGCCAUACAAAGGAAGAGACUUUUAAACAUAUUCACUAGGCGUCCCUCCAGCUUUGUUAAUUAUUAUUACAUUUGCUGAUGAACUAAGACAGCUUGGAAUGGUUUUUUUUUCUCUGAGGAUUUUAUGGUCAUCAGCUUCCGAAAAGAUGAUUCGCAAAAGGGAAUCAUACCCGUUGCAACCAAACAACUUUCUUUCUCUAUACCUUUGGGCCUUUGCCAUAUUUUCCUGGUGUUUACUUUUCUUUAGUUGGUGUUGUUUAAAGUUUGUGAGUUGGGUUUAAAAAGUUAUGUAGGAACAUUUUAUCUCGUGUCGUGGUGUUGGAUUUAAAAGUAUUUAGGGAUGUUUCGACUCCUGACGGGUUUAUUUCGACUCAUGACAGGUUUAUUAGCAUACUAGUGUUUUUUUUAAGUUAUUAACUUCGAUAAUCA